AUGACGAAAUUAUUGCAACGUCUGGAGGUGACUCUUCGUAGUUUUUACGUGUUCAACUCCAGCUUUGGCGAGAAAGAAGGCGAGGAACACAAGAAAGUCUUGUACUAUCAUCCGAACGACAUCGAACUGAACACGAAAAUAAAAGAUGUGGGCCUCAGCGAAGCUAUCAUCAGAUUUACUGGCACCUUCACCACCGAGGACGACUGCAAGGCGCUGCAUACGCAAAAGACCACGCAGCUUUUCCACCAGCCAGAGCUGGGCUUCUGGUUGGUCCUGGUGCUGAACGUGCCCAAGGAAAUACGGCUCAAGGAGGGCGUGGAGGUGGCCGAUUACCGGGGCGGCGAGAUUUCCGACCGCAUAUAUAGGGCCGUCCUCCGCCAAUGCUACCAAAUGUAUCGUUUCCAGCAUGGAGCACUGGCAUCGCUUGGAGCUGGGUUGGAGAAUGCCGAUCAGCGCCGCGAACUGCUCUCCGAAAAACUGCUGCAGUUUUUCGAUACAUAUUUGAUCAGCCUGAAGGAUCUGGCUCACUGUGAUAUCAUUGACAUGCUCCAUUCCAUCCAGUACCUGCCCCUGGACAGGGCGCUAUUCCUGCGAGCGCACAACUUUGGCAUGCUGUGCGCCACCUUUCCGGUGAUCAAGGAGAGCAUUAUGCUCUACAACGAGCAGAUCGUCUGCGGUGGCAAGAUGGGCGCGAGCGAUCUCUACAGUCUUCAUGCGUACAUUGUCCAAAAUGUCCUGCCAAUGGACUCGAACGACUCAUCUGCCAACACUCCUGUGAUAAAGCGCAGCAUCAGCGAGUGCCAAGCCAAAGGCUUCGUGCGCUGCCAUCCCAGCGAUGCCAGUGAAGGCCAGGACGAAGUACUACCGCUUACGGUCUACCUAUCAGUUGAAAAUCAAGUUACGCCACAUUAUUUGCUCAUCUACCGCGCUCUUCAAAUAACCCUUUGUCUUUUUCUCGAUGCGAAACAACCGGCUCCAAAGCAGGAACUGUACGACGAACUCCAUGCCUACAUUGCGCCCCAGCUGACGUGCCUGGCUCGUGAUAUUGCCAGCGAAGUGUCAAAGGAAGCCCUGGCCCAUCCUGGACAGGACAGCAGCAGUGGUGGCGGCCCAGCGUCCAACGAUACCACACCCAAAUAUCUGUUCAUCAACGAACAGAGUCUGCAGCACCACACGAAUAUCCACAGGAAUGGUAUUCCACGUAAUGUUAUGAGCGUGAUUGCGGAUCUCGCCAAUCCCGGCGAGCGUUCGAAUGUGGCGGCUGCCGCGGCCACCGAAGAGCUACAGGUGAAGACCACCAAUGACUAUUGGAUUGUGAAGCGGUGCUGCAACUGGCGGCAGUACUAUGUGAUUCUCUGCAACAGCAAGGCGACCCUUUUGGACGUGACCCAAGAGGCGAAGCGUAUAUUUGAACAGGAGCUCACAGAUGAUGUAUUCUUUGACAAAUAAAUAGCAGUAUGAGGUAAA
Drosophila persimilis is the source of this 1467-nucleotide messenger RNA. It is a transcript of the gene Ccz1, whose product is annotated as vacuolar fusion protein CCZ1 homolog. Gene Ontology annotation, biological process: vesicle-mediated transport. The record is from RefSeq and is a predicted model, not a curated record. NCBI's taxonomy places the organism in Eukaryota, Metazoa, Arthropoda, Insecta, Diptera, Drosophilidae. Gene Ontology annotation, cellular component: Mon1-Ccz1 complex; intracellular membrane-bounded organelle. Bases 1 to 1449 code for a protein of 482 amino acids. The transcript has 4 exons.